AUGUCUAGCGAAGAUGGUGAAAAGUGGUCACCUGAAAGCAGAAACAGUGAUAUACCCGUAUCACCAAGUUAUUCGAGCUUUGAAGUCUUAGAUCCACAUGACCCAAUCAUAAGUCGUCUAGCCACACAACUAUUUAAACGAACUAAUGAUUAUCUACAAGGGGAGGUGUCUGCUGGUCAGGAUCACUACGUGCUGUUGGAAGAAAUCAACAGGUUAGCGAUAACCAAGUACGCAGAUUUGAAAAAUUUUACCGUCAAUUUGACAAAAAGCUUGAACGAGUGUAAUGAAAUGUAUGCAUCAACUAUCACACCACUUCUACUUCAAAUAGAUGACAUUCACGAGCAAGUAACAGAAUUUGAAACUAAUGCGUAUCGCUUGGACAGCUACACAAAACAGCUUAAAGCACAAUUUGAUGAGCUCAUUGAGAAGGAAACAAUGUCAUCACCGAAAGCUAACUAG
Messenger RNA from Leptosia nina, 459 nucleotides. The record is from the annotation of a GenBank genome assembly. Lineage: Eukaryota; Metazoa; Arthropoda; Insecta; Lepidoptera; Pieridae.